GUUCUAGGUCUUACAGCUGCAGCAUCAUUGGUAUCCUUAGCAUGGGCCCUGGCAUCCUAUCAGAAAGCAUUAAGAGAUUCAAGAGAUGACAAGAAACCCAUUAGUUACAUGGCUGUAAUCAUCCAGUUCUGUUGGCAUUUCUUCACCAUCGCUGCCAGAGUGAUAACAUUUGCUCUCUUCGCUUCAGUUUUCCAACUCUACUUUGGAAUAUUUAUUGUACUUCACUGGUGUAUCAUGACCUUUUGGAUUGUGCAUUGUGAAACAGAAUUCUGCAUCACUAAGUGGGAAGAGAUUGUGUUUGAUAUGGUUGUUGGAAUAAUCUAUAUCUUUAGUUGGUUUAACGUCAAGGAAGGAAGGACACGGUGUCGACUAUUUAUUUAUUACUUUGUCAUCCUUCUGGAAAACACCGCCUUGAGUACCCUGUGGUAUUUGUAUAAGGCCCCCCAAAUCCUGGAUGCAUUUGCUAUUCCAGCACUGUGUGUAGUGUUUAGCAGCUUUUUAACUGGUAUUGUUUUUAUGCUUAUGUACUAUGCCUUCUUUCACCCUAAUGGACCUAGAUUUGGCCAAUCACCGAGCUGUGCUUGUGAAGAUCCCAUAUCUGCAUUUCCCUUGCCCCCUGAGGUGGCCUCAAACACUCUUAGAUCUAUGUCCAAUAACAGGAGUGUGGCCGGUGAUCAGAAAUAUACAGAAAGAGACGGCUGCAUGCCAGUAUUUCAAGUGAGGCCUACAGCCCCUUCUACACCAUCCUCAAGGCCUCCAAGGAUUGAAGAAUCUGUUAUCAAAAUUGACCUGUUUAGAAACAGGUAUCCAGCCUGGGAGAGACAUGUGUUGGAUAGAAGCCUACGUAAGGCAAUUUUAGCUUUUGAAUGUUCACCUACUCCUCCUCGGCUUCAAUAUAAAGACGAUGCACUUAUUCAGGAACGUUUGGAAUAUGAAACCACGUUGUAA
Staurois parvus is the source of this 948-nucleotide messenger RNA. The record is from the annotation of a GenBank genome assembly. NCBI's taxonomy places the organism in Eukaryota, Metazoa, Chordata, Amphibia, Anura, Ranidae.